UCUCUCUCUGACACACACAAAACAUAACCUUACUUCUUCUUCUUCUUCUUCUUCUCCCUCUCUCUCUCUCUAGAUCUAUCUCGCUCUAGAUUAAUUAACACACACGCACAAAAGCACAAGCUUAAAGAUUCUCGCUCUGAUGGCUGGAGGAGAGAAAAGAAGAGGACUUAGCAAAUCGUGUGCCCUUCUCAUAGUGAUUGCUGGGAUAGAGAGAUAUGCAUUCAAAGGAGUUGCAUCAAACUUGGUGACAUAUCUAACUGAUGUGGUAAAGAUGAGCAAUUCAAGAGCAGCCACGACUGUUAAUACUUGGAGUGGCUUCACUUUCAUGUUGCCUCUCUUCUCUGCUCCUUUCGCCGAUUCUUAUUGGGACAGAUUCUUCACCAUCCUCGCUUCUUCUUCUCUCUACUUUGUGGGACUAGUGGGAUUGACAUAUACGGCAUUUGCUGGGUCACGUUCCACUACUAAAACCAUCUCUCUUUACUUCCUCUACACUUCACUUUGCCUCGUCGCUCUCGGCUUAGGCGUCUUGAACCCAUCUCUACAAGCCUUUGGUGCUGACCAGCUCGACCACGACCUUGACCAAGACCACGACCACGAGCCAUCCUCAGAGAACAAAGAAGUCCAGUCGAACCACAAGUCUCAGUUUUUCCAAUGGUGGUACUUUGGUGUCUGCGCUGGUAGCCUUCUAGGAGUCACCGUCAUGUCUUAUAUCCAAGACACAUAUGGUUGGGUUCUCGGUUUUGCGAUCCCAACCGGUUCGAUGUUGUUGUUGAUCCUCUUGUUCCUAUGUGGCUGUGGGGUUUAUGUCUAUGGUGGUCCGGGUCAAGACCUCAAAGCUAAACCAUUUCAAAGGAUUUUAGAGCUAAUCAAAGAAAGAGUAUGUAGAAGAAGUAAGAUCACUCUUGUGAAUGACCACGAUUUAAAUGCCAUGGAACUAGAGUUGCAAGAGAAGCCCCUAUGUAACUGUAGCAACACUGAAGCCACUACAAAUACUACUAGCAAGAAGAGCUUAGCAGAUGAAAAAAGCUGCAAAAGCGGUUUCUCAGGCCUCGAAACCGUCAAGCUAUUGCUUCGUCUUUUGCCGAUAUGGAUGAUGCUUCUAAUGUUUGCAGUCAUAUUCCAGCAACCCGCGACCUUUUUCACAAAGCAAGGUAUGACCAUGAAGAGAAACAUCGGACCAAACUUCAAAAUCCCACCCGCAACGCUACAAAGCACAAUCACUCUAUCCAUAAUCCUCCUCAUGCCGUUAUACGACAAAGUCUUGAUCCCAAUCGCCAAGAAAAUCUUGAAAAACGAAAAGGGUAUUUCCGUCAUGGAAAGAAUGGGAAUAGGGAUGUUCCUAUCCAUCAUUGCCAUUGUUAUCGCCGCGUUGGUCGAAAGAAAAAGACUAAAGAUAAGCAAGAAGAUGAAGAUUUCACCGAAUUUGGACCCUUUGAGCAUAUUUUGGCUCCUGCCUCAAUACAUUCUAUUGGGAAUCUCGGACAUUUUCACGGUUGUUGGAAUGCAAGAGUUCUUCUACAGUGAGGUUCCGGUUAGAAUGAGAACAAUGGGGUUUGCUUUGUACACGAGCGUUUUCGGUGUGGGGAGUUUUGUGAGCGCUGCGUUGAUUUCGAUCAUCGAGAGUUACACGAGGUCCAGAGGUGGGAAACAUAACUGGUUUGCAGAUGAUAUGUCGGAAGCUCGACUUGAUAACUAUUAUUGGCUUUUGGCUCUCACUAGUGCUAUUAGCUUUCUGAUGUAUUUUGUUAUUUGCAAGAAUUUCAAGAGUAGUAGUGAUGAUGCCCAAUGUGAUGAAAAUUGUUAAUACAUUAAAAACAGCUCUUGUUCACAGUUAGU
Messenger RNA from Eutrema salsugineum, 1836 nucleotides. RefSeq names its product protein NRT1/ PTR FAMILY 5.8. Gene Ontology annotation, biological process: dipeptide transport; transmembrane transport. Gene Ontology annotation, cellular component: membrane. Bases 140 to 1804 code for a protein of 554 amino acids. NCBI's taxonomy places the organism in Eukaryota, Viridiplantae, Streptophyta, Magnoliopsida, Brassicales, Brassicaceae. Gene Ontology annotation, molecular function: tripeptide transmembrane transporter activity; dipeptide transmembrane transporter activity. The record is from RefSeq and is a predicted model, not a curated record. The transcript is spliced from 3 exons.